AGCAGAGUACAACAUAAAUAUAACUCUUAUGUUACGUGAAUUCCCCAAUUGCGUGUAUUAAGGAUAAUAAAACUUUCUUUAGAAAACACUAAUCAGGAAUGAAAAGUAAUAAAGCGACAGAAAACAGAGUUUCGUAAGAAUAAUAAGAUCACGUGGUAUCGUCGACGAAAUACGAGUACGAGCAGAGCGAUCGAUCGAUUCCGAACAGCUGUGCAUCGCAUGGCGAAAACUUGGCUGAGUAUAAUCAGCCUCCUAGAGUAAUAUCUUAUUGUUUAGGAAUUAGUCAUAUCGAUAAAGAAUCGUAGGUCGAUCGUGAACAAAUUGAAACAUUCGUUAAACGUAUUCACCCGUGAUAUCGAUUAUUCCAAAGCAGAGAAACAAACCGGCCGGUGAAACUGUUUGUUUCGUGACGUUACUACAGCAUCGCACGUGAGCCAUACAAAUAAUAAAAGGUGCCAAAACUAUGACCGAUUCGGUUGGUAGGAAAAAAUGGCCGUCUGCUGAAAAAUUUUUGGCCAAUCUCGAUUUAUCGGGCGAGAAAAGUACUUUAAACGAAUCAAAUUUUCGCGUGAUUUGCGCAGCCCUGUUCUCACCGGACGAGAUCCAGCAGAAUGAUUGGAGGAUUCAGGAUAUUUUUAGUUUAUUCGAUCGCGAUCGCGACGGCGUACUGGAAGGACAAGAAUGGAAAACAUUCUACGACUGGUUGCGGACAAUGAUCGAACCCGUGACCGCUCUACUCGUCGUGGACGUUCAAAACGAUUUUAUCGACGGAACUUUGGCACUCCGUGACUGCGGAUGCAAUCAGGACGGAGUGGACGUUGUCGAGCCGAUAAAUCGUCUGAUAAAAGAGGGUCAGUUCAAUAAAAUUAUCUACUCGCAGGACUGGCACCCGGGAAAUCAUAUCAGCUUUUACGAAAAUUUGCAUUUACGAGAGCUCCAUCCGGACUCGAAGGUGACAAAGGAAAAUGCUAAACCGUUCGACACAGUGAUAUUCGCGGAACCUCGUUCGGAGCAAAUACUAUGGCCCAGGCAUUGCGUGAUGAACACAUGGGGGUCACAGUUGCAUAAAGACCUUGUGAUUGCUCCAGGUACAGAACAGGUGCGAAAGGGCGAUAAUCCGGAAGUGGACGCUUACUCGGUGUUUUACAAGUCCGAGAAUUCGAUAGAGUUGGAAGCAAUUUUACGGAAAGCGAGCGUCACGCACGUGUACAUUUGCGGUAUCGCUUACGACGUUUGCGUGAAAGCCAGUUCGUUGGACGGGCUUCGAUUGGGGUAUCCGUUGGCCGUGAUCGAUGAUUGUUGUCGCGGCGUCAACACGGACGACAUCGAGGCCGCUAAAAAGCUGAUCUCGGAGAACGGUGGUCUGAUCACUAACAGCGACCAUGUUCUAGCUCUGGUGAACGAGACAAAACGAAGUCUUGUUAUGAGCCAUCAAUCCGCCAAGAUGAUAUACUCGGUUUCGUUAUCCGAAAGUUCUCAGAAUGGGCGUGAUUUGAUACAGCAUGUAUCAGAUCCCGAGUAGAGCUAUAAAGGAAUGCUUAUAGAAAUUAGUUAAUUACUUUCUCAGAUAUUAUGGAAGAAACCAUUCUCUACAACAUUCUAGACACUAUAGUAUACCUGAAAAAAGUUUAAUUUCUGUACCUGAAAGAAAGGAAUUGUCAGAUUCAAUUUCCUAAACAUGUUGCCUCAAGAAAUAAUAGUUUAGGCUAGAUGAACGUGUUAGAAAAGUAUAUCAGGUAUGAUUGUAUAGAUAUAUUUAAAACGUGCACGUAUUAUUUAUAUUUUUAUUUAGAUUAAACACGUAUGUACGUACAUACACGUAGCGUCAAUAGCAUUUUAACAAAAGAGACGCGUUGAACGUAUCUAGUGGCGUAGGCGAUAUCUUAAGAAUUGUCUCGCAAGAAAUUGGAACCGUAAACAUAUUAUCGAGCUUUAGAUUCGACGAUACGCUGGUGUGUUGUUGCAGUUCCGAGUACACGGUAUACAUAAACAGCGAUUGUUAAUUCCGAGG
Molecule: messenger RNA, 2011 nt
Organism: Colletes gigas
Lineage: Eukaryota; Metazoa; Arthropoda; Insecta; Hymenoptera; Colletidae
Product: nicotinamidase-like
Exons: 4
Coding region: 464-1522 (352 amino acids)
Molecular function (GO): calcium ion binding
Source: RefSeq, a predicted model, not a curated record